AUGGCCAAUGAGUCUGACCACAAGGCGGGAUCCACCUGCUCAGAUACUCACACAGAAGAACCCUCAGGUCCAUCAAAAACUCCUUCAGCCAAAGAGGUAAAAUCGCUGGCUACAAAACAGGACAUUCAAGACCUUCUACACAACAUGCAGCAGAUGUUUCAGGCUGACAUUAACACAGUCUGGAUGACCGAAGCCAGCAAACUAACCUCAAAAAACAUGGUAUCCCCGACACUGUCGACUCAGGUAAGCUACCACAUUACUACCGCCGGCUAUCCAAGCUAGGAAAAUCAGAUUGACAAUUUUUGGGGAUCAACAAAUCCUCACGGGCCCCCACCUCAGCCACUCGGGACUCAGUUGUCAUAUGCCAAUCCCUGACAGACAAAACUCCCAUCAGCUUCGAGACUGAUCAACUAAUGUUCUAUCAGGAUUUAUCAAGAAACACACUACAAUGGAGAAGGACUGUGAGCCCCAUCACCAGUCAUCUGAGAAGCGCAGGAGUUUUGCGGUAGUGAAAGAUGGCUCCCUUGUGCGACUGACUUCUAUGUCGGAAGCUGACACUUUUCUCCAGGCCCUGGGUUUUCAGAGAAACGUUCUCAUCAUCGACAGCUGCACACACCUGGGACCCAGAGAGAACAGCACCUUUCAUCCCUAG
This is a messenger RNA of Pelobates cultripes (western spadefoot toad), 652 nucleotides long. Lineage: Eukaryota; Metazoa; Chordata; Amphibia; Anura; Pelobatidae. The record is from the annotation of a GenBank genome assembly.